AUGGAGAAAGUCUUUGAAAUGACUGAUCUUGGAAUCAUGAAGUUCAAAAUGCAAGACUGCAAACCUGUGAAUACUCCAAUUUCUACUGGAGUGAAGCUUGGCAAGGGUGAGGAUUCUGAAAAAGUGGAUGACAGUAUGUAUAGAAGCUUAAAUGGAGGCCUUCUAUAUCUCACCGCAAGCAGACCUGACAUUCUAUUUCUUGUAAGUUUGCUCUUUAGGAGAGAGACUAUGAAUCUGGUUGGUUACUCUGAUAGAGAUUGGGGUGGCUACAUUGAUGAUUCCAGAAGUACUUCUGGAUAUCUGUUUUGUUUGGGCACAAUUUGUUUUAGUAGGAGCACUAGGAAACAAGAAACUAUAGCUCAAUCAACAGCAGAAGCUGAGUACAUUGCUGCUGCAUCUGUUGUGAAUCAAGCUACUGGCUAA
Molecule: messenger RNA, 423 nt
Organism: Solanum dulcamara
Lineage: Eukaryota; Viridiplantae; Streptophyta; Magnoliopsida; Solanales; Solanaceae
Exons: 3
Coding region: 1-423 (140 amino acids)
Source: RefSeq, a predicted model, not a curated record